CAUCUUCAGUCCUUAUUGAAAAACACCCACAUGAAUAUUCACCCUGCGAUAUGGGUCGAACUGUACUGUAAAGGAAGCCGCUCGUCUGUACUUGUAUGCAUAAAAGACGGGUUGGCUGAUCGAUUUUAGAAACGACGUUCUGGUAUCGACGUAUAUAUAGAGUUUGCGGUGUUGGAGUAAGUCCUAGAACUUGCGCUUUUGUCGACUCAAUGACAACAUUCUAUCCAACGCAAUCGAGUCAACAACGGCCACGAAAUGUUCACAGCAUUUCUUUUAUUCUGUUUGUUAAUUUGCCAUACACACCAGACGAACGACAAAGCACUCAGUCAACCUUCCGAACUGCUUCGCGGGUUUAGCCUUAGAGAGGUUUCACAAUUGAAACAAUCAUCAAAACAGAGAGAUGACGUACCAAGAUUUCUUCUAAACUUAUACAGAAAGCGAGCGCUUUUACACCGCCGAGUAAUAAACCAGCGGGACUCGGAGAUAGUGAGGGUGUUUUUCCGAGAACGUAAGUGCUAGCUCCUUAGAAUGCCUGACCGAGAAUAGCAUUUAGUUAGUUACGGUAACCAUUCUUUGAAGCAAUCAGAACAUAACACCAGGUAAAGCGUUAUUUAUUGGUUUUACUCUCUUUAGCCGCAGGGGAAAGCAAGAGAAAAGGACCACUGCAUUACGGGUUUUACUUUAACAUAUCCACCAUUGUAGUGGAAGAGAAAGUCAAGAAAGCUGAAUUGAGAAUCUUCAAGAAGACUCCGCUGGGACGGACUAGAGAAGCUGGUUACUUUAAAAUAAGAAUUCUGCGUUUGAAAAAUCACCAGCACUGGACCAAAGGGGUCCCUAUCGCUUCCCACUUAGUUAGUUACAAAGAAAACGUUGGUCGGUGGAUAACGUUUGAUGUUACAUCUGCGGUUAAAUUCUGGAAAGAGAAACCCGAGGAAAACUUUGGCUUGAGUGUUACAGUGGAUGGCGUUGGUGCCUUCCCAUCAGAUUUUCGUAUCGGGGGACAUGGUAAAAGAGCACCUUUCUUGGUAACGUAUACAAAGAGCCCACAAAAAUUUCCAAGAACUCUGCAUGUAAACUGCAGCAGCGACUCAGUUCCCGAAGAGAAUGAAGAACACGUCUCUAAAAAUAUCUCAAUGACGUCCGCAUCUCGUCAGAGGCGUUCCAGCAGACCGCCUAAAAGAUGUCAACGUCGGUGGGUUUAUGUGCAUUUUAAAAAGUUAAAAUGGAACUGGAUUAUUGCUCCAAAUGGUUACAGCGCUAACUAUUGCGAUGGUGUCUGUCCGAGGGUUCUUGAUAUGCAACUGGAACCAACGAAUCAUGCUAUCUUGCAGAACAUUUUACACAAAUUGGACAGUCGAAUUCCGUCUCCUAUGUGCGCUCCUACUAAAUUACAUGGCAUCAGUGUGCUAUAUAAGACAAGCGACAGAUCUAUUGCGUUAACAGAGUAUGGUGGAAUGGUUGUGUCGUCUUGUGGAUGUCUGUGAUGAAAGUAAAAUAUCCGCAAAACCGUUUCUUAAAAAGAUAAAAGCCGAAAAUAAAUUCUGGCUCCUCAUAACACAGAUUUAUGUUCGAGGAAUUAUUGAAUUAUCGAAAUUCUUUCCUACUUGGCUGACGUCGCCAGACAUACACAAAUUGCUUUGAACUGAAGAGGAAGGCCUGUAAAAAAAACAUAUAUAUUUGAUUGAAUUGUUGAGUACAGUCAUGAUUGUACUUAGGUGAUAUUCGACAGUCAGUUUGCGACAGUCGCUAUAUCCAGAGGAAGACUGCUUGGGCGUAUGGAGAAGUAGGUGUAAAACCACUUAUGAACCAGACAAUCUAGUCGAGCAAAACUCCAUAAUUAAAAACAUAGCUGCAAUACUUUAGAGUCUCCAAGUCAAAACAAGAUCCAGAAGAGGAGACAAUUUUAAAUUCAAAUUUAUGGUAGUGACGCAAAAAGUUUUGUACCUUUUUGCAAAAGAAUUUGGCAGGCUGAAGAGCGUGAUAAGCUCCUUAAACCUUCACAGAAUCUUUUAAAAGAAGUUUGGUAUAAAAGUGUGUACUUUAGUUAUAUUUGCGGACGGCGCCAAUUUUGGGCGAGAGAAAAUAAGAACGUGUAGGAAUUUCUACCCCCGCAAACGCAAUUAUCAAAUGCCAGCUAAUAUUUUCUCGUUGAUUGCGCCUUUUCGAAUUAAAUGAAUAGCCUGCAGUGUCAGACAGACGCCCAAAAAAUAAUGAGACAGGGUAAUGAAACAUGAUUAAUCUUUUGAAAGUUACAUUAUAAUAACAUCAGUUCUUGGAUCAAGUUUUUUAUUACGUACGUUCGGUUGACUGCAAAGUUUUCCAAAUAGGAUUAAAAACUCAUAAGGGUUAUUUAAUAACAGAAAAAAUGGGAUUGCUUAUUUAGCACGCUUGAAACAAACAACUACUAGUACGUACUAAUUAGAGUGAGAAUUUUAAUCGUCUAUAAGCCGAUAAAAGAUUGUGGCCUAACUGACUGAAUGACUGAUUGAUAAAGUGUAUCAGCCAGAGUAAUAGCAAUAUUAACAGUAAAGUCACGAAAAUGAUUGCAUGUUUAUUUAAUUGUGUGAACAAAAUAAUGAUAUUAAAAAAAUUAAAGGUAUUUAAUGUGUACCUCUCAAAGUUAGUAAGGACUUAUGAAAUGAUUUUUUACCCUAAUUAUGUAUGAGUUUCCACUGGAAAAAGUUUAAGUCAGAAGUCAUAUUUAUAUUUUUCUUCUGAAAACUAGAUGAGAGAUUAGCAAAGAGUAUUUGAAAUUCUUGUUGUCCAUUGGUUAAUUAACUGUGGGUUUAGGAAGGCUCUUAACAGCCCAAAGUAUGUCAUUAUACUUCGAUGGAUCAUUACUAUUUACUGAUGUUGCUUGACAGUCAUGAAAAAUAUUGUUGGAUUACAAUCUUAACUUGCCUGUAUUUAUAGAUAUUAAUAACUCAAAAGUGAGCCUGGGAAAGGCUAAUUUCAGCUCUUUUUAGUAUUUUUUUAAUUUAACGGAAUUCAACCAGUUAGAACAAGUAACGAAGCACGUUUUGAGCUACAAGUAUUGAAACAAAGAAUUUCAGACUGUUUAAGACGGUACCAUGGUAGACUGUUUGAAGUGAGUGAGCAGGAUUUGAAGCCCUACCAUUACCACUUAUUAUUAUAAUAAAUAAAAGCGAAAAU
Messenger RNA from Pocillopora meandrina, 3153 nucleotides. The record is from the annotation of a GenBank genome assembly. Lineage: Eukaryota; Metazoa; Cnidaria; Anthozoa; Scleractinia; Pocilloporidae.